CUGUCUCUCUCUCUCUUUAUCUUUCUAUUUCUCUUUCUCUUUCUCUUUCUCUCGUCUCUUGGCGAAUAUUAAAAGUCGCGUAGAGAGAGUUUGUGACGUUAAUACAUACACAAACACAUACAUACACGCACACACAAACGAAUACAACAGUAUUAUGAUUAAUAAUAUAUGAACAUUUUCUAAAUUAUUGAUGAAAUCUUUUGCGUUUUCAAAUAAUAUAUGUUUUCAUUCCGGCGAUUUAAAUAAUUAAGUUAAGUCCAUCAUUAUCAUCAUCGUAUUACACAUAUAUAGAAUACAUAUAUAUAUAUAUAUAUAUACAUAUUUAUAUAUAUAUAAUCGUAUUCAUUUCUCGACGUUAAGGAUUAGAUUUGUGUAGCAUUUUAUAUUGGGUUAUAGCGACAUUAUAUACAUACAUAGAAAUCUUAGCAUCGAGAUUUUGAUUGCGAAAAUGAAUCGCAUCGAUACGAAGAAUAUCCGAUUAUAUCGGGCGAUUACUUUGAAAAUGCACGUCAUGAAGGAGCAUACCGUUUUGUAGAAUAUAUUUGAUUAAAUUUUUCAAUGUAGAGUUUGAUAUCUGAUAAGGAUGGUUACCAAGAAAAGAAAAAAGGAAAAAGAAAGAAAACGAUUGCAAAAGUACAGAAAAUGUUGGACGAAGAGAAGAUAAUUAUUGGUAGAAAAUAGAAAGAAAAAGAAAAAAGUUGUAAAUACGAUGACUUUAAUUUAUCAUCGCAUACAAUUGUAUUUAAAAAAUUAACGAUUAUUUAAUAUAUUGCAGAUAUAAAUGGUAAAUGCAAGAAAAAGAAAUUGUCUUAGUUUUCUUCACGUACGAAAAGUAUUUAUCCUUCGAGUAUUAUAAUUAUUUAUUUCUACGUACGUAUCUAUAAUCUGAUUAAUUAGACUGAAUAGAAGAAAAAGCGAUGUAGAAUAUUUAUCCGAGUAUUUCUCUCAAAUUUGACGAAAGGCGGCGAUGCAAAGAAAUUGUAUUGCAAUUAACAAAUUAGAAUCUUUAGAGAAAAUUUGAAUUUUGCAAGUAGUAUCUUUGUAUUAUGAAAUAUACUCUAUCAAAAAUGAAUCAUAAUAAUCUUGUAUAUGUAUACUUUUAUUUUUUACUUUUAGAUUAGAAAAAAUCCGAUAGUUCAUUAUUUUAUUCGAUCUAGAGAAAAACAAGAGAGGAAGAGAAAGAGAGAGAGAGAGAGAGAGAGAGAGAGAGAAUUGAUAAAAUAACAUGGAGUAUUUCUAUCGAACUUAUUGUUAGUUAUACAUAUGAAAACAUUUCUUUACCUUCGGCAAUUGAAUUCAACUUCAUUUUCCGCCAUUCCAAAGUAGUCGAGUACCACCAAUCGCGUUCGCCCGUCGUCCGUCAUCCAAUCACGUUCGCGAAUCCGUUACCUCCAGUAGGUAAAAGUAAAUGUAAAUAUCGUUCGGAAUAUAUAUAAUUUUGAAAAACAAGUGGAUAAUAAAACGCGAGAAUAAACAUGAGUUAAGGGAAAUCAUUAAAUAUUAGUACGAUCGAACGAUAUUCUCUCUCAGAAAAACAAGUUUGAAAUAUCGAGAGUGGGGAUAAGAGAAAGAAAGAGAGAAGGAAAGAAGGGUGGGGAGGUACGUAAGUAAACGAGCUUGUCUUUGUCGCACCGCCAUAAUGGCGCACAGGCGCACAGCGCAUUCUCACGGUGCGCCGUGGUACGAGAACGGCGCAUCAAUGGGCGGCCAGAGGGUAAGAUGGCGGAUCGUGAUUCGGAGGUGCAGGAGGAGGAAAAAGAAGUGCAGCAGCGGCAGCGACAGAAGCAGGAGCAGCGCCGAACGAGAUCUGAGGUUAAGGAGGACGGCAUUCGCGGAAUGAACGCGAGCGUCCAUCCUAUAAACGAUACGACGAGUGUGAUGACCACGACGAUAAUGGCGUCGACAACGAGUACGACCACGGCGACGGCGACGACAACGACGACGAAUACGACCGCGGUGAAUACUGUGAUCAACAAUGGUCGAGUGCCGCAACAUAAUCUUGUCAAUCAACAACAACAACAACAACAACAACAACAACAAAUGAAUAAUCCGAAUGUUGGACAAGGACCGAGAUGUGUUACCAUCUACAAAACGGAGACUGGCUUUGGGUUCAACGUUCGAGGUCAGGUCAGCGAGGGUGGACAAUUGAGAAGUAUCAACGGCGAGCUUUACGCACCCUUGCAACACGUCAGUGCUGUUUUACCCCGAGGUGCCGCAGAAAAGGCCGGCGUUCGCAAGGGUGAUCGAAUACUCGAGGUCAACAACGUGAACGUCGAGGGUGCCACUCACAAGCAGGUCGUCGACUUGAUAAAGUCUGGUGGUGACGUACUGACGUUGACGGUGAUAUCCGUGACACCACAAGAAGCUGAAAGGCUAGAACCUUGUGAGGAUCUAAGCUAUCCACCGAUAGACUAUAGCGAGAAACGAUCCUUACCCAUUAGUGUACCGGAUUACCAUGUCCGUGAAAGGAAACACGAACGUUACGUUGUUUUCAAUGUACACAUGGCUGGAAGGCAUUUGUGUUCUAGACGUUAUCGUGAAUUCGCUGCCCUUCAUAUGGCCCUGAAAAAGGAAUUUAUUGGAUUUAAUUUUCCGAAGUUACCUGGAAAAUGGCCUUUUCAAUUGACGGAACAGCAAUUGGAUGCCAGAAGACGAGGUUUGGAACAGUAUCUUGAAAAAAUCUGUGCCGUACGUGUAAUUGCCGAGAGCGAUGCUAUGCAAGAAUUUCUAACCGAUAAGUUAGACGAGGACGGUGACCAAGGUCCAGCGGUUGACCUAAAGGUUCUCUUACCUGAUCGCGAGGUCGUUACCGUGACGGUCGUGAAAGCUGCUUUGGUCAAGGACGUCUACGAUGCGGUGUGUAGUAGAGUCGGACUUGAUUCGGAAACCGCCAAGUAUUUUUACCUCUUCGAGAUAGUCGAGUACAAUUUCGAGAGGAAACUUCAACCUCACGAGCACCCGCACACACUUUAUAUUCAGAAUUAUUCGACGGCGAGUGCGACGUGCCUAGCGAUAAGGAGGUGGUUGUUCAAUGUAAAUAGGUCUCUUAGCGAGCAGGCCCUGACGUGGAUCUUUUGGCAGACCGUUGACGAGGUCAACAGGGGACACAUUAGCGCUGGCGAGCGAUUGUAUCAGUUGAAAGCCCUUCAGGAUGCAUCUAGAAAGCACGAGUAUUUAAAAUUGGCGAGAGAGUUGAGCGGAUACGGCGAUAUCGUCUUUCCACAUUGCGCUUGCGACUCCAGGAAGGAAGGACACGUUGUCGCAGCGGUUGGCAUGGCAGCAUUCAAAUUACAUGCAGCGAAAGAGGAUGGUACCUUAGAAUCUCAAGUAGUCGAAUUUCAAUGGAACACCAUAACCAGAUGGGAGGUAGACGAUGAAGGCAUGGCCUUUUGCUUUCAAUAUACUCGACAAGAUAAUAGGCCGCCACGUUGGUUGAAAGUUUUCACACCUUAUUAUACCUUCUUGUCUGAUUGCUUCGAUCGAAUAGCAGAAGAGGCGAAGUGGGACGAUCCCGGAGAAUGACGCAGUAUUCGUCGUUAAUACGUUUCUUCUUUUCUUUUUUCUUUUUCUUUUUUCAUUUUUUAUUCUUUCAUCUUUAAAUACCGAUCAUUUAUAAUAACGAUCAACUCGCAUUGAUCUUCGUAAUCUGGCCAUUUGGUAGGAUUAUUGUUAUAACUUAAUCAGUGCGAUUGAACGAAGUAUCGUUUAUCAUAUCAACAAUGUCGCGCUUUUCUCACGUUCACUUUAGAAUGAUAUAUUCGUUUUAUUAAUACGAAUCUUAUAAACAUGUCAUUACAUAUAUUUUCAUAUAUGAUACACGUAAUAAUAUAACGUUCCAACGUUAUAAUAUCUUCUUUUGUUGCUUUUCUUUUUGCAAUAGUAUAUUAGAAGAAAUUAUAAAGAAUCAUAUAAUUUCAGAAUAGUAUUUACUUAUUAUUUCUUACUCUUUCUUUUUUUGUGUGCUUUCUUUUUUUAUAUUUUCGUUUUUUUUCUUCUUCUUUCUUUUUUUAUGUAAGAUCUGUUAUCUUACCUCACUUUAUCUAUACUGUCGCGUUAAUAAUAGAAUACAAAGGAAUUAUAUAAGACGACGUCGGGUAAGAAAUGAAAGAAUAUGAGAGAUCGUAUAAAUAACGCCUAGUGUCGGUAUAUAAUUUGGCCUAUAAGUUAUUUCCUAGAACGUGUAAUUCGAUUUCUCGUUUCAGAAACAAUCGAAUUAUAAAUUGUUCCUUCUUAUUAGCCUAAUAUACAUAUAAAUAUAUACAUACAUGCAUACAUACAUACAUACAUAUAUAUAUAUAUAUAUAUAUAUAUAUAUACAUAUUAUUCUCUCUUUAAAUUUCUUUUACGAAAGCUUACCAUAUUCUUCGUUGACUUAAUAAACAAAGUAUUAUGUGCUUCGUUCGAGUUUACACCUCCUUGUACUAUCUCUCAAAUUUCAAUGUGCUUUUAUUAAAAUUUCUACGCUUAUUGAAAGCUUAUUGAAAUCUUUGAGAUAUUCCACUUGAAGUCUCUUCAAAGAUCGAAAAUGUUGGAAGGCUAUUAAUUAACAUUUUCAAUUUGUAUUAUAUAUUAUUCCAUUACUCGUUCGUGAUCACCUUGUAUACGUUAAAAAAAGAAAAUGAAAUGAAAUGUAAUGUAAUGUAAUGUAAUGUAAUGUAAUGUAAUGUAAUGAAAUAUUUGCAACGGAUGAUGUGUGUUUUGAAAAGUCAAGAGAUUCACAAUUUAUUGUAUCUAUAGAUGCCUAUUUUUUUAAAUUAAUGAAUUAUUAAUACGUUCUACGCGUUUAGAGUAAAUCUCUGAAUUAUUAUAAAAUUAUUACGUUGUAAAAUUAAUUGAAAACAUAGAAAAGAAAGAGAGUAAUGGAGCACGCCUGACAUAAAACAAGGUACAUAUUUUCCCCAGUACUUCGGUGAUUAACAAUACUCAUUAAAUAGUACUACUGAUAAGAAGAGUUGCUAAAUAAUAAUAGUAAUAAUAAUAAUAAUAAUAAUAAUAAUAAUAAUAAUAAAAAUAAUAGUUAUAUUAAUAAUGAUGAUGAUAAUAAGAGAAUUAAGAAUUAUAUAUGUGUAUAUAUAUAUAUAUAUAUAUAUAUAUAUAUAUAUAUAUAUUCAAUAUGAGGAAUAUUAUUCUCGGCGAAAGGUCAACUUUUAGAAGCACCUUCGUCAUGUCACGACGUAAAUACGAACGAUAAACUUUUUAAAAUCUUUUCUCUCUUUUUUUUUUUUUUUUGUUGAUUUUUAUGGACUAUUAAUUUGUGCAUCAUUGUACAGUUUCAUACAAUAAUGUUUUUCAUUCAUAUUUCGUUGUAUUGUUGCAAACGUUUCUCGUUCGAGUAUAAUCUUGACUAUAGUAUAUGUAAAAUAAAGAAGUGAACACACAUUAUAUACAUAUAAAUACACAUACAUGUACACGUUACAUAUAACACGUACGCUUAUGAAUACACCCAUACAUACAUAUAUACAUAAAUAAUUGUCGUUAAUGUUUUUAAACUUUAUGCAGAAUGCAUCGCGUGAAUGAAAGAAGAAAUGUAGAAUUGAGCGAUGUGAAAUUUUGUUAGACUAUACAUACACGUUUUCGAGAGUAUAGUAACAAUAAUGUUAAUAGUUAUAAGUAGAUAAAUAUAUCAAUGUAAAUGAAAAGAAAAAAGGAGAACGCAGAAAUAUACGAGUAAUUAUAGUUGUA
Molecule: messenger RNA, 5682 nt
Organism: Vespula pensylvanica (western yellowjacket)
Lineage: Eukaryota; Metazoa; Arthropoda; Insecta; Hymenoptera; Vespidae
Gene: Snx27
Product: sorting nexin-27
Exons: 6
Coding region: 1720-3522 (600 amino acids)
Biological process (GO): intracellular protein transport; signal transduction
Cellular component (GO): early endosome
Molecular function (GO): protein binding; phosphatidylinositol-3-phosphate binding
Source: RefSeq, a predicted model, not a curated record